Hansenula ciferrii is the source of this 1929-nucleotide messenger RNA. It is a transcript of the gene SDH1, whose product is annotated as succinate dehydrogenase flavoprotein subunit SDH1. Bases 1 to 1929 code for a protein of 642 amino acids. Gene Ontology annotation, molecular function: electron transfer activity; flavin adenine dinucleotide binding; succinate dehydrogenase (quinone) activity. Lineage: Eukaryota; Fungi; Ascomycota; Saccharomycetes; Phaffomycetales; Wickerhamomycetaceae. The transcript has a single exon. Gene Ontology annotation, biological process: mitochondrial electron transport, succinate to ubiquinone; tricarboxylic acid cycle. The record is from RefSeq and is a predicted model, not a curated record.
AUGCUCUCUCUACGUCAAUCAGGUAGAAGAUUACUACAACAAACUAAAAGAGCUCAAUUCUCUACUUCAGCCAUCACAAGACAUGCUUUCAGUGUUAAUGAUGAUAUAAGUGGUGAAAAUGCUGCUAAAGGUGUUGCUGACCAAUAUCACAUCAUUGAUCAUGAAUAUGAUUGUUUAGUCGUUGGUGCUGGUGGUGCUGGUCUUAGAGCUGCUUUCGGGUUAGCUAAUGCUGGUUAUAAGACUGCUUGUAUUUCAAAAUUAUUCCCAACUAGAUCACAUACUGUUGCUGCUCAAGGUGGUAUUAACGCUGCUUUAGGUAACAUGCACAAAGAUGAUUGGCAUUGGCAUAUGUAUGAUACCGUUAAAGGUUCAGAUUGGUUAGGUGAUCAAGAUGCUAUCCAUUAUAUGACUAGAGAAGCUCCUCAAUCUAUUAUUGAAUUAGAACAUUAUGGUGUUCCAUUUUCAAGAACUGAAGAAGGUAGAAUUUAUCAAAGAGCUUUUGGUGGUCAAUCAAAAGAAUUUGGUAAAGGUGGUCAAGCUUAUAGAACUUGUGCCGUUGCUGAUAGAACUGGUCAUGCUCUUUUACAUUCCCUUUAUGGUCAAGCUUUAAGACAUAACACACAUUUCUUUAUUGAAUUUUUCGCUAUGGAUCUUUUAAUGGAUAAUGGUGAAUGUGUUGGUGUUAUGGCUUAUAAUGAAGAAGAUGGUACUUUACAUAGAUUUAGAGCUCAUAAAACCGUUAUUGCCACUGGUGGUUAUGGUAGAGCUUAUUUCAGUUGUACUUCAGCUCAUACAUGUACCGGUGAUGGUUAUGCUAUGGUUUCAAGAGCUGGUUUACCAUUACAAGAUUUAGAAUUCAUUCAAUUCCAUCCAUCUGGUAUUUAUGGUUCAGGUUGUUUGAUUACUGAAGGUGCUCGUGGUGAAGGUGGUUAUUUAAUCAAUUCUGAAGGUGAACGUUUUAUGGAACGUUAUGCUCCACAUGCUAAAGAUUUAGCUUCAAGAGAUGUUGUUUCAAGAGCUAUUACCAUGGAAAUUAGAGCUGGUAGAGGUGUUGGUCCAGAAAAAGAUCAUAUGCAUUUACAAUUAUCACAUAUCCCUGCACCAGUUUUAAAAGAAAGAUUACCAGGUAUUUCUGAAACUGCUGCAAUUUUCGCAGGUGUUGAUGUUACAAAAGAACCAAUUCCAAUUUUACCAACUGUUCAUUAUAAUAUGGGUGGUAUUCCAACAAAAUGGAAUGGUGAAGUUGUCACCAUUGAUGAAGAUGGUAAUGAUAAAGUUGUUCCAGGUUUAUUAGCUUGUGGUGAAGCUGCUUGUGUUUCUGUUCAUGGUGCUAAUAGAUUAGGUGCUAAUUCAUUAUUAGAUUUAGUUGUUUUCGGUAGAGCUGUUUCAUUAACUAUUGCUGAUUCAUUACAACCAGGUUUACCACAUAGAGAAUUACCAAAAGAUUUAGGUUUUGAAAGUGUUGCUAAUUUAGAUAAAGCAAGAACUGCAACUGGUCCAAAAUCAACUGCAGAAAUUAGAUUAGAUAUGCAAAAAACUAUGCAAAGAGAUGUUUCAGUUUUCAGAACUCAAGAAUCAUUAGAAGAUGGUGUUGAAGGUAUUAAUAGAGUUGAUAAAACUUAUUCACAAGUUGGUACAACUGAUAGAUCAAUGAUUUGGAAUUCAGAUUUAGUUGAAACUUUAGAAUUACAAAACUUGUUAACUUGUGCUGUUCAAACUGCUGAAUCUGCUGUUGUUAGAAAAGAAUCAAGAGGUGCUCAUGCUAGAGAAGAUUAUCCAACAAGAGAUGAUGAAAACUGGAUGAAACAUACUUUAUCAUGGCAAAAAGAAAGUGGUGCUCCAACCACUUUAGCUUAUAGAGAUGUUAUUUCUAAAACUUUAGAUGAAAAUGAAUGUAAAUCAGUUCCACCAGCUAUUAGAUCUUAUUAG